AUGUACAGAUCAGCACAUGGCGAUUUUUUUGAUUAUCUGCUUAAAUCCCAUUUUAAGGAUCCAAAGUUGUAUUUCUUAAAUGAGGAACAGCGUGCUGAUGAUAAUCAGCAAGCGAAAUAUCCCUGUAGAGUAUCUGAAAAAACGCCCCCAAUAGAUUUUUCAAGCGAUUCUAGUAUGGAGUUUUGUGAAGAGCAAAUGGAUGAUGUGGUAAUUCAAGAUGACUUGGGUGAAAAGUCAAUAUUUAGCACAGAAAAGAAGAAUGAAAAAACAACAAGUGAAUUAUUAGAAGAGCUUGCGAAGACAGUUCGUGAAGGACAAUCUCUUCAAAAAGAUGUAGAAUUAUUGAAAAGGGUUGUUUUUGAUCAGCAUACAAGCAAGACUAAUGAGUUAUCUGUCGCACAGAAGUUAACUUCUCUAGAAAUAAUACAGAUGGAUGAGUCUUCUAAAUCCAGUUCACUAACCCACAACUUUUAUAAUCCUAACUCUAAGCAUAAUGGACGAAUAUCACCUAGUUGUGAUGACCAUAAUACUCAGAUAUGCAAUGCAGUACCUGAUUUAACUAAUCCUGAUUUAACUAAUAGCUACCCACUAUGUGCAGAAGUACCAAAAUCUGUACAUACGAUCAGCAAUAAUCAAAUUUCACAGCUACUGUCACUCCUAUUUUCUUUAAAUAAUAUUAAUUCAUUAUUUUUCUCUUCUAAUCAUAAAAUGAUUUUGGGUAAUAUAAGCAGAAAAGUGAAAAAAGUUACUACUAUUCAGAAUAGAUUAAGAGUAUCAUUACAGGAUGUAAAGUGCAUGAUAUUAGAGCUUUACAACUUUUUGAAUACAAGUAUUCUAACAAUAUCUUCAUAUAAUAAGCAGAUAUUGAGGAAACAAGAACAAAAAUUUGAGAUUGCAUUGUAUACUGAGAAACAGACAAUUUCUUCAUUGAGCAAGUCAUUAGAACUAAAGAGUCAAGAGCUGAACUCUUUAAUUCUAAAAUAUCAAGAGGAAUAUAGAUCUACUACUAUUCUUGAAGAUGAAAAAAAAAAAAUUCUAAGUGAUCAUGAGCAAGAAUUAGGUAACUUGAAUGGCAAGCUUGAGUGCCUGAAGAGUAACUUAUCCUAUUCUGAGAAGGAACUUGAGAGAAUACUCAAGAUAAAUGAAGAUCUGAAUAGUAAGAUUAACCAACUAGAGAAUGAAAAACUUCAAUAUAAGUCAACUAUUGCCAGUAUGAAGGAUAGUAAUUCUGAAAUUCGCAUACUUACCGAUGAAAUUACAUUUGUUCGUGAUAUAUUAAAAGAUAAAAGAGAUCAAGAGGCUCAAUACCACAAAGAAAUGUUAAUUUUAAAGGAAGAGAGAAACUGUCUUAACAAAAAAGUACAAGAGCUAGAUGAUGUACUAAAAAAGAGAGAAAAGGAAAAAAAUUUGCUAAAUUCCAUUAUAGAAAAUUAUAAGAUAAUGAUAUAUAAGCUAGAGGAACAAAAUAGCGCAUUGGAAGGUGACAAAGUAGCAUAUGAAGGAACAAAUAAUGUCAGAGUUAAGGCAAUUAAUGAAGCAAAUCUCACGAUUGAGCAACUAAAAUUAGAAAUAGAUAUUUAUCGAAAUGAAGCAGAAAUAAAAUCUUCAGAACUUAACAAGGCAUUAAAUCGCCUUGGUCAAGCAUAUGUUGAGAUUAACAAUAUUAAACAGUCUAUGAAGGAAGUUGAAGAAAAUAGUGGGAAGUUGUCAUGUAAACUGAGUUCUUUAAGCAGGGAGAACCAAGAAUUAAGUGAAGCACUUUCAAAACAGUUGCAAUAUUGUAGAAAAAAGGAAGAUGAAGUGGAGACUAUUUUAAUAGACAAAGACCUCUCUUUUAAAGAAAUGGAGAAUCUAAAAAAAUCCUUAAGUGAUUAUAAUGAGAAAGUAGAUAUACUAGAAAAUAAAUUAGGUAUUUUAGAAAAUCAAAAGCUCGAGCUGCAUAAGGAAAUUAACCAAAAAAAUAAAAGAGAACUUGAAAUAAAUGAAGUGUGUAAAAGACAACUUGAGGAAAAUGUGGCAUUAAAGUGCAAGUUUGAGAAACUAAACAGUGAAAAUGAAGCUCUUAAAAAAGAAUUAGAAUUAACUAAAUCCCGAAGCUCUGCAGAUUACCAUGCUUUGCAUGAAAUUGCAAGAGGAGAAAUUGCAAAAAAUUAUGAAGAUAAGUUCAUAUCUCUACAAAAUUCUCAGCAGUGUUUAGUAAAUGAAAAUAAAUCUCUUUUAGAAGAAAUUUCAAGCCAAAAAGUGCUAAUUCAGGAUAUGAUAUGUGAUAAGAUCAAACUUCAAAAUGAAAUAAUUGCUCUAAAGGAUGUUAAUCAAAAAGAAAAAAUCGAGUUCAAUUGUACAUUAAAACUUUUGCAGCAGGAGAUUGACAUGAUACAGAAGAUUGGUGUUAAUACACCAAUUUUUACUCUUUUUCAUGAAGGAACUGGUGACCAAAUUACCAAAUUAAAUUCUGAAGGUAAUGUCAAUAUAAACAGUGAUAUAAAGGAACAGGAUAUCCCUCAUCUGAAACUUCAACAUUUGAUUACAAGUACUACUACUGCCACCACUCUCUCUAGCAAUAACAUAUAUUUGGAUGAAAAAAAAGAUUUAUCGGAAUUCUUUACAGAUAAAAGUGAGCUACUGCAUAGUAGUAAUUACUUUGAAGUUGAGGCAUCACUAUCAGCACAAUGUGAAAUGGCUUAUAUAGAUAUUUUGGCACAAACUCAAAGAUUCAAAAUCUUGAAAUCUAAAUUAGGACAGCUUGAGGAGUCAAUUAAGGCUAUUGAUAAGGAUCCUAUUCAAUCAUUGGAGGAUUUUCAAAAUGGGCUUGAAAAGCUAGGAAUUUCCGCUGAAAUUCCAGAUAUUACUCAGAGUAAUUUCACUAGUAGUGAUAAAUUUGUAUUAGAAUUAGAAAAAAUCAGCAAAGACUGGGCAUAUGAAGCUGAAGCAGCUAGGUGGAUUUUAGAAAACGCUCAUCAAAGUCGCGAUGCUGCAGCUAGAAGACGUAUUAAUUGGAUUGAGAACAGGGAUUCAAUUACCGCUAUAUAA
Cryptosporidium muris RN66 is the source of this 3030-nucleotide messenger RNA. RefSeq lists its product as uncharacterized. The record is from RefSeq and is a predicted model, not a curated record. The coding region runs from base 1 to 3030 and encodes 1009 amino acids. The transcript has a single exon. NCBI's taxonomy places the organism in Eukaryota, Apicomplexa, Conoidasida, Eucoccidiorida, Cryptosporidiidae.